Molecule: messenger RNA, 3598 nt
Organism: Carya illinoinensis
Lineage: Eukaryota; Viridiplantae; Streptophyta; Magnoliopsida; Fagales; Juglandaceae
Product: probable disease resistance protein At4g27220
Exons: 2
Coding region: 148-3060 (970 amino acids)
Molecular function (GO): protein binding; ADP binding
Source: RefSeq, a predicted model, not a curated record
ACAAUCCAACUUGAAUGAAAAAUUAUUGUUGAUGGGAAUCCUAUCUGUUGCCAUUCCGGAACUAAUAUCUUCUCGAUCUUUUUGGGCUCUGAGAACUUGGGAGGAGAUUGGCAUCUCAAUCCAACUUGCACGAUUUUUGCUGUGACCAUGGAUAUUGUUGGGGCUAUUCUUGGGGUGCUAAAUUUACCGUGGAAGUCCCUUGGCAGACAGGUCUCUUAUCUGCAAAAUGUUGAGAAACUUCUGAAGACACUUCAUGUCAACAUGGAAGACCUAAAUGUUCGAGCAAAUGACUUUAAAAUGGAGAUGAAUACGGGUAUAGCAUACUUGAGUAAGAAACCAAGAAGUGAGGUACAGUCGUGGCUCAAACGUGUGGAAAAGUUAAAUGAUGAAGUGAAUAUCUUAGAGAAUGAAAUCGGCAUUAGGGGAAAAUGGUUGAAAGGGGGUUUUCCUAAUUGCUAUUCACGUCAUAAGUUCGGAAAACAACUUGUGCAGAAGAUCAAAGACUUGACUGAGCUUCAAGGAAUGGGAGCAUUUCCAAAUGGCUUAUUCAUUAAUUUAUUGCCUGAUGCAGGAAGACUUAUGCCAACAACAGGGAUUAUAGGUGAAACAAUCCCAAGGAAGGUUCUACAUGAGAUUUGGCAAUGUCUGGUGGAUGCCAAUAUCAAUAAGAUAGGUGUCUAUGGUAUGGGUGGUGUUGGAAAGACAACUAUCAUGAUGCACAUUAAUAAUCUACUCCAUGAAUCUCAGAUGUUUGAUAAUGUUAUUUGGGUGACUGCAUCAAAAACCUUUGACUUGAGGAAAUUACAGAUUGACAUAGCAAAAGCAGUAAACUUGGACCUGGAAGUUGGAUUUGAAGACAGUAUGAUUAAAAGAUCAACCGUAUUAUUUGAGCAUCUACAGAGAAUGAAAAAAUUUACAUUAAUCAUAGACGAUUUAUGGAGUAAAUUCACCUUGGAAGAGGUGGGGAUCCCGCAACCGAAUAAAGAGAAUGGUUGUAAAUUAGUAUUCAUUACUCGACUACUGGAAGUAUGUCGGGGCAUGGAGACACACAAGGAAAUCAAAGUGGAUGUCCUCUCUGAGGCAGAAGCCCAGAAUUUGUUUGCUAAUAAAGCAGGAAUGGAUGAGUUUAAUUCAGAUGAAAUUGUUUCCACUGCAAAGCUAAUUGUUGAAGAAUGUGGCGGUUUGCCACUUGCAGUCGUCACUGUAGGACGAGCUAUGAGGAAAACCAAUGAUGUAAGAGUUUGGAAGAAUGCACUGGAAGAGCUGAAAAGCUCAAGGGCAGAAAUUGAAGGCAUGGAAGGCGAUGUUUUUGCACGCCUGAAAUUUAGCUAUAACCACUUGAAAAGUGACAGAGUCCGGGCUUGCUUUUUGUACUGUGCAUUGUAUCCUGAGAAUUACAAAAUUGAUGUUGAGGAGCUGGUCGAGUACUGGAUGGCAGAAGGUUUAAUAGAAGAAGUCUGGGAUAGGGAGCAUGAGAUCAACAAAGGCCAUGCAUUGCUUAAGGAACUCAAAGAUGCUUGCCUGCUGGAGGAUAUUGUAACAGGGUAUGUGAGAAUGCACAAUAUGGUGAGGGAUUUAGCAAUUAGAAUGGCGAGGGAUCGUCCUCGGUUCAUGAUCAAAGCUGGUGUUGGUUUGAAAAGAUUGCCAAGAACAUGGGUGGAAGAUGCAGAGAGGGUCUCCCUAAUGGCUAACAACAUUGCAGUUCUUCCAGAUCAUCCCAUUAGCAUGAAUUUAACAACUUUGCUCCUGCAACAGAACCCCUUCUUGAAGAGUAUCCCAGAUUUAUUCUUUCGGAGCAUGCAUAACCUUAGAGUACUUGACCUGUCCGGUUCUUCAAUUACGUCACUCCCAGAUACUCUUUCCAGUCUACAGAAUCUCCGUGCACUCCUGUUACGUCUUUGUGAGCUUCAAGAGUUACCAUCACUAGCAACACUGAAAGAGCUAAGGGUGUUGGACCUUUCAUAUACAUCAAUCCAAUGGUUACCACAUGGAAUUGAAAGCUUGGUAAAUCUCAGGCGACUUGAUCUUUCUUAUACUGAACAAUUAAGCAUGUUUCCUGCUAGGGUUAUCCCAAACCUGACGCGCCUAGAAAAUCUAUCAAUGUUUCAUAGCAAAUGGAGAUGGUCAUUGCCUCCGCAAGGAAAAGAGAGAGAAACAGAUUUUGCAGAAAUCACCAACUCCUCACAUCUAACUAAUCUUGGUCUUUCCUUCGAGAAUACACACAGCUUCAACCACUAUGUGAGAUCUGGACACUGGAGAGUUCUGAAAGGCUACCACCUUGGUAUAGGACUUUUAUCAGGCCUUUUACCUAUUUCUGAAGGAACUUGUAGUGUAGAAGUUCAAGGCUGUAACCUCAUUACCAAUGGAAGUUUACUCAAGCUCCCAGACAGCACUCAGGAGUUGGCAUUACAGGGCUGUCACGACAUUGAUAUUCUAUCCAAACUGACAAGCAUAUCAUACUUGAAGAAUCUGAAAGACUGUUACGUCUCCAGUUGUAACAGGUUAGAGUUCCUAAUAGUGGAAGAUAAAGACUAUUUUCCAAACCUGGAGAAAUUGACCCUCCGCAAGCUGCCUAACUUAAAGGCAAUUUGUAAUGGAACUGGGGCAGAUAGUGCAUUUUCAAAGCUAAAAGCCGUGCAUAUCCACAACUGUAACAAACUUAGAUACAUAUUUACAUCUGGGUUGUUACGGUGCCUCCAAAAUCUUGAAGAGCUUGAGGUGUGGAAUUGUCAUUCAGUUGAGGACAUAAUUGAAGUGGAGGAAACUAUUGGAGUAAAUGGUAACACAUUUCCUUCAAUAACGAUUCCAAGGCUACGUGUGCUGUACUUAUCCUAUUUACCUGAAUUGAAAUCCAUCUCUAAAGGGUUAUUAAUUUGCAAUUCAUUGGGUUGUAUUGAUUUAUGGGGCUGUGAGAAGCUAAAGAAACUGCCUUUCUCAAUGGACAAGUUGCCUUUCUCCGUCAAGCACCUCAAGGGAAGCAGAAAGUGGUGGGAAGAUUUGUACUGGGAUGAGCCUAGUUGUAAGAGUCUUUUACAACCCUUCUUUGAGGGAGAAAAAUGAAAAGAAACGCAUUAAAUAUGGACUAUGUAGCUGGCGCAGGGCAAGUCCUAUUGAUUGGUGAUUAAAAUUUAAUCUGACAUUGAACUGCCACUUGAUUAAUGGCUUCAUCAGCACGGUAUUCAACAUGUUCAACUUCAAGUUCAGGGAAUCGAGAAAACACUAGUUUUUCAUCUGGAAUUUUUGUACUGAUUCACAAGCCAUCACAAUUCACAUCUUCGGGAUUUUGAUGAAUUUUAAACUUUGCAAAAAGUUUCAUUCAAUGUUGACUUGAGGUUGAUUCAUGGAAAUUGCAGCAUUGUGAAUCUCUCAAAAUGCUGGAGUUCAGACUUCCAGGUGAGUCUGAGAUAGUGCCUGUGCCUCCAUAAGUAAACAGUUUGUUCAUUGGUGCCUGACCACCAAAAUUGUAGCUGACAUUUCUUGUUGGUAGAUAUUGGCUUGCUGCUUCACAAAGAGAGGAGACCUCACAGUAAUCUUGUUAGAUCGCACUCAUCUUGACCUUUUUAUCAAAAGCAAGAAGGGCAGUAGUGUACGAUUUUUA